CACUUUUGUCCUUUCCUAAUGUCUUGCUAAUUUCAGGUUCACUAGCAAGGACCACAACAACAUGUCGUCUCAAUGUUUAGUUGUAAUUCAGGAGGUGUUGGUUGUUGAGGACUGGUGAAUGGAUGUAAGUGAGGGUGAAGGUGGAGGAGGGACGUCCUCUGGUGAUCAGGCAGAGGGAGACUCAGAGUGGGGGUUCAGUCUCAGGCUGAUUACAGGCCCUAAGACAGUACCUAGAAUGAGACGUGGGAGAAGUUUGCACCGGAUUGAAUAAGACGAGAUGAGGGAGGAUGAAGGAAAGUUGGUACGGAGGAUGAUGGAUGAAGAGAAGGCAAAGGGACGAUGGGUCGAGACAUCUGAGACAAACAGCAGGACGGGUGGACCAGGUAUAAGAAGGCUGUGCAGGUAAUUAGAGGUGAGUUCGAGGCGUGGCCCUGCUCCUGAUGAAUUAACCUCAUGUAACUUCUUUUGAAGAUGCUCAUUGCUUUCUUCCCACAGCCACUUUGUUCAGGUUUCAAGGGGUUAAUGCAGCACCAGCACCUGACCUUCUGACCUCAGUGACUGUCACUUCAGGCUGCAGCAGCACAAACAGGGAGCUGUAACAUCAGUGAUGGCAGACACACUCACUGUGAGUCAACCAGCAGGUGGCAGCAGAGAGCCUCUGACAACAUGAACACACCGUGUUUGAUCUGAUGCACAUUAACAGCAGAUAAACAAUAGAGUGCUCUGACUCUACAGGGUGGAUGGCAGCGUGUGUAACUGAUGGUUUCAUGAAGAGGAGGCUCUGUGAUGAACUCUUCCUCUGACAGGAUCAGUGCUGGGCUGUGAUCUUCCGCUGGAGCGUCCUUUCUGGGAUCCUGUGGCUCUGCCCUGCACACUGAGUGAGGAUACACCGCUCCCAGCUGCCAGCAGUGUGUGUGUGUGAGUGUGUGUGUGGCUUCACCACGUUUUGCACGGAGCAUCAGACCAACACCAGCUGACUGUUUUCACUCUGUCAGAUUCUUAAACGACGGAUUCAAGGAGGAAACUGAUGCAUUGAGUCAGUGAUGCACUUCCGUACCUGAUGGACCUGUGACCUGUGCAGAGGAUCAUACUACAUACAUGUUGUUGGAGCACAGCUGGAUGCAGAAUGAAUUUCGACCAGAUCCUGUCUGCCGUCGGAGGCUUCGGGAAGUAUCAGAAGAUCCUGUACGUGUGGAUCUGUUUGCCUCAGGUCCUCCUCGCCUUCCACAUGAUGGUGAGCAUCUUCACCGGAUCCACGCCGCCUCACCACUGCCGGGACAGCUCCAUCUCAGUGACCGGGAAUCAGUCCUCCUUCCCGGAUACACUGAGCCUCAACUUCAGCCUGUCGGAUCCCUCCCGCUGCUUCUCUGAGGUCCUGCAGGACAACCGGACCGAGCGCGUCCCGUGUGGCCACGGAUGGGUGUACAGCCAGGAGACCUUCCAGAGCACAACAGUCACAGAGUGGGACCUGGUGUGCGACAAAGCCGGACUGAACAGUCUGGGUUCGUCUGUCUACAUGUUCGGCCUGUUGGUGGGAUCGGUGCUGUUUGGAGCCAUGGCUGACAGGUACGGCCGACGUCUCAUCCUGCUGCUGUCCAUCGCUCUGCAGACUGUGUUUGGAGUCGCCGUGGCGUUUGCACCCAACUUCCCCGUCUAUGUGAUUCUUCGCUUUAUAGUCGGCACCACCAUAUCCGGAGUCAUCAUCAAUGCCUUUGUACUUGGCACUGAAUGGACGUGCACCAAGAGACGCAUGCUAGCAGGUAUCAUCACCGACUAUGCGUUUGGUCUGGGCUACAUGCUGCUAGCAGGCAUAGCGUACUUGAUACGAGACUGGAGGAAGUUGCAGCUGGCGAUAUCAGCCCCGGGCUUCCUGCUCAUCUUCUACAUAUGGGUGCUCCCUCAGUCUGCCAGAUGGUUGUUGGCCAACAACAGGAGGGAGGAAGCCAUCGCACUCCUCCGCAAGGCAGCACUGGUUAACGGCCGGGUCUUACCUCCUGCUGUACAAGUUGAAAAGUGUCAGAUUCUAAGUGAAGGGAAGCGAAGUCACUCAGCUGUGGAUCUCGUACGAACACCUCAGAUGAGGAAGAGGGCUCUCAUCUUAUUCUACAUCUGGUUUGUGAAUGUGCUGGUGUAUUACGGCCUCUCUCUGGGCGUGUCCAGGUUGGGGACAAACCUCUACCUGACCCAGUUUGUGUUCGGGCUGGUUGAGAUCCCAGCUCGUACCCUCGUCCUGCUCGUCCUGCCCUUCAGUCGCCGACUCUCCCAAAGUGGAUUCCUGGCUGUUGGAGGUCUCGCCUGUCUGCUCAUGCUGGCUGUGCCUGCAGAUCAUCCCAGCGUCCUGACUGCUCUUGCCAUGGCGGGGAAGUUUGGUAUAACAGCUUCCUUUGCUGUAAUCUAUGUGUACACUGCUGAGAUAUUCCCCACGGUGCUUCGGCAAACAGGGAUAGGUGUGUCCUGUAUGUUCGCGAGGAUGGGCGGUGUGUUAGCUCCCGUUAUAAACAUGCUCCAUAACCACAGCCCCACCACACCUCUGGUCAUCUUCGGUAUGUCCCCGCUGCUGGGUGCUGUCCUGGCCUUGGCCCUGCCCGAAACUGCCGACAGACCUCUGCCUGACACAGUGGAGGAAGCAGAGAGCUGGGACACCAGGAGCAAGGAGAACCCUGAGAUGUCUGAGGAUAUGAGCCAAUCAGCCAGAAGCGCGGAGCGGCAGGAGAUGCGUCUAACAAGCCAGGCCUGACUGCAUUUUAAAGACUACACACAUUCCAUGAGUCACGUUAAACAGCCUCAACUGUUUCCUGCAGAUACAGAACUUAAAGGUAACGUUGGUAUUUUUUAACCUGGAUCCUAUUUUCACGUGUGUGUGUGUCUAAGUGACCAGUGGAGACAACGGGUUUUGAAACUGGUCCAGUAUUGAGUGAGACUGAUGCAGGAGGUGGCUGCAAAACAGGCUGUAAUGUAACCAGUUGGGGCAUUUGUGCACCAUCAAUUUACGUCCACUAAACGUGCUUGUUUUCGUCACUGACAGGCUCAGACUGUUGUCAUAAGUGUCUGACAACAGAAAAACACCUUGUUAAAGAGUAAGAUCGUUUUGUUUAACCAGAAACAGCCCCAAAAUCACCAACGACCAUCCCACCAGGCUCCAUUUACAUAAUAAGUAAUUUUAGCGUGUAUAGAGGCAGCAUGUUUUCACAUCUUACCAGGUGAAUUAAAGGUUUACUUCAACCAAACCAGAGCUGGUGAUUGUUGGAACAGUGGAAAGACAAACCAAAACAGCUUUUGUGAGUCCUAUUUUGUGAUCUAGACUUUGAAUGAAGUGUGUUUUAUGAUGAUAAAAUUUGUGUUUAUUUAAAUGGAGUCUGGUGUGUUUGGUGAAGGCAAUUAGACGACAAUGGUUUCUCUAAAAACGGAAAAGUCUGUCCUUUGCGUUUUAGAAAACGUCUGCGUUUAUAUGACAACGUUAUUGAAACGAUCUCCGUUCACAUGGAGCCGCAAAAUCAGGUAAGGUAAGGCUGCAGUGCUGGAGGCUGCAGUUUUAGGACCGUUUAGUUUUCCGAGCGGAGGCUGCAACCUGAAGUUUAUUUUUAUUUUUUUGUUAUACCCAAAUACUACUUUCUUAUUAAAUAGUUAUAAUCAGUGUUGGGCAGUAACACGUAAUUUGAUUGAUGAAGCCCACGUAACUAUACAUUACCGUUGCCUGUCCUCUCCGCUCCUCUCACCCACACUUGAGCGUCUGUCCAGGGAGGGCUGCGGAGGUCAGGCCGGGCAGGCCGACGCUGUGUAUCCCAGAACAGGUGCUCAAGUGUGGGUGAGAGGAACGCAGAGGACCGCAACGAGGUGGAGUUGCCACAGUAGAUCUACACUUUGCUGAAGCGUUGAUAAAUUCAACAAGGUGAGCAGCACAAACAGAGCUCGGCAUUGUUGUUGUGAUGGUCGACUUUCUCGCGCAUGUCUAGUGACUGAAAAUUUUCAGAGGAACUGCAUAUUGCAAGUUUACUUGACAACGGAGGCAGUGCCGUUUCCAAAAAAUUGCACUCUGGAACCUGUUUUCAAAACAUUGCGUUUUCAGGCACCCAAAACGCAGCUGUCGUGUAAACGAUCGGCCAAAACGCAACUUAAGUUUACUGUUUUCAGUUGAAAUCGUUGUCGUAUAAACGGGACCUUAGAGACUGUUUCUGGUAAAAUAAAAAGCUCUAUCUCUGUAGGGAUCCUUUCCAUUAUGAUAAUGACACCAACAAUCUGAGCCUGCAAGUGGCAAAACUUUGAGUUGACAUAAACUGACAGUGCGCAGUUGCCCCACGUAGACACACUGUAGCCUGUUUCGCUGCUCCUGGCUUCAGCAGUCUCGCUCACCACUGGACCAGUUUACACACAGUUGUCACCUUUAGUCUCUUAGACACACAAACAUGGGAAAAAUAGAUUUCAGUUUGAAAAAUACCAAAGUCAUGCCUUAACAUAACGUCCUCUAUGCAAGACAUGUCAAGACCUGAUUUAUAGCUCUAUGCAUACCAACCUAACUAGCUCGGGCAACUGCACACACACACAAAGCAGUCAUUCAUACGUGCUGCCAAGGCAAAGUCACAGCAGAGAACAGUCUUCCUUUACAAUCUUGUGCAUUCCUCAAACAUUUACAUCUUUGUUCCUAUUUUGAGAAGUGGUUUGAUGUAUGUUACAUGUGUGGUUCUGCAGUCGUUUCCUUAACGACUCUGCAGAACCACAGAUUGCAUGUUUGUGUAUAUUUAUUAGAGGUGGGAACCAGAGGAUUCAUGAUACUAUUACUACACCAGUAUUGUGAUAAAAUAUACUGUGACUUAUUUCCUUUUUUAACUGUAAAUUAUGUCCUCAAAGGAAAACUUUGUCAACAUCUGUUUUUGGUCUGUUCAUGUCACUUCAGCAGCAGCAAAAUGUUUCUAGUGAACUAAAAACGCAAUUGAUUAUAUUAUUCUAGUUGGCCACCUAAAGUUUAACUUGUAUUCAUCAUAUUAAUAAUUAAUAAUUGGCACUGUGGUGAUAUGAUAUUACCUCACAAAGAUAUCACGAUACUAUGCUGUACUGAUUUUUUCCCCCGCUGCUAAUAUUUAUAAAUCUACAGACAUCAGCUCAGAGCUAUAAUUUCUAAUCCUCUGCUGAUUUGAAAGCAUCAAAUAGGUGGAGAGGAGAAGCAGAUAUUGUUAGGACUUCAUAUUUUUCAGGACCAAAGGGUUUCUUACUUUUUGUGGAUAAUAUUUUUGUAUAAAAGUACCACGUCUGUUGACUGUUUGCUGAAUAGCUUUGUUGUGUCUUAAUGCUGUAUCGAACAAAUAACUGCCUCAUUUUCUACAGAAAAAUCUAGUUUAGUGAGAAUGCCUGCACUAAUUAACUUAGUUAUGCUUAAUGUAGAAUUUGUUAGACUAAUGAACAGUGGCGUACAAAUGUUUGGGCACCAAUGGUCAACAUUUGAUUUACUGUGUAAAGCUAAGCGAGUAAAAGAUGAACUGAUUUUCAAAAAAAAACCAUGAAGUUAAAGAUGACACAUUUCUUCAAUAUUUUAAGUAAAUAUUUUAAUUCACUUUUUUGUUUCAAUGUUUUAUAGUUUGAAAAUGACAAAAAAUUAAAUUGCCUGAAGCAGAAGUUUGGGCACCCUAUAUGGUCAGUGCUCAGUAGCGCCCCCUUUGGCACUUUUUGUAGCCAGCUCAGAGUCUCUCAGUUCCUGUUUGGAGGAUUUCUUCUUGGGCCGUCUUCAUGCUCUGCUCUUUGAGCUCUAUCCACAGAUGUUUAAUGAUGUUUAGGUCGGGAGACUGUGAGGGGCGUGGCCAAACCUUCAGCUGGCUCCUCUUGAAGUCGUCCAUUGUGGAUUUGGAGGUGUGUUACGGAUCAUUGUCCUGUUGUAGAAGCCAUCUUUACAGAUGCUGUGACGUCUGGACUUAAACUGAAUCCAUUCUUCCCUCUACCUGUGAAAUGUUCCCCGUGCCACUGGCUGCAACACAAGCCCAAAGCAUCAUCCAUCCACCCCCGUGUUGAACAGUUUGUUCUCCAGACAUACCUCAAAGUUCUGUUUUACCUUCAUCAGUCCACAGGACUUGUUUCCAAAAAGCAUCAGGCUUGUUUCGAUGUUCCUUUGCAAACUUGAGGCCGAAUUUAGCGGCGAGGACACAGGAAAGGUUUUCUUAAAUCUUCCUGCAGGUCUUUUGCAGUCAAACAGAGGUUUUGAUUUGCCUUUCUAACAAUCCUACGAGCAGCUCUCUCACAAAGUUUUCAGCUUGACCUCCACAGUUCCUGUUAACGUCCAUUUCUUAAUGACAUGACCAACUGAGGAAACAGCUCCCAGAAAACACUUUGCUAUCUUCUUCUAGUCUUCAUCAGGUCUUUUAGUUUUCAGAGUGCUAGGCAGCUGUUUACAGGAGCCCAUGGCUGCUGAUUGUUGGGACAAGGUUUCAGGAGUCAGUUGAAAUAAGCAUCACCUGGCCUUUCCUAACGAUGACUGAACAAACCAGAUUCCUGGUCUGAGGUCAUAGUUAAAGUUGUCUGAGAGCUCAAAUGUUUUGGGUAGCCCAGACUUUUGCACGGUGCUCCUUUCUUUUUCUUUCACUCCAAACUUGUACAGAACAAAAAUAAGUCACUAAUCUUGCUGAAAAUGUUAAAAAGCAUGUUUCGUCUUUGACUUCAUGUCUUUUGGAGAUCAGUUCAUCUUCUAACUUUUCACAGUAAAGUAUAUUUCCACCAGGGGGGACCAAACUUUUGUACGCCACUGUUAUUGAGUUGUAGUUUUGUAUGGAAACUUUGGGAUGUGACUGUGAUCAACAUGUGAAAUAUUUAGUUUCAGCAUUGUUUGUUCUCUUUUUAUUACAUUGAAUUAUUCUUAGAUAUUUUAUGACUUGCUAUGAUGACUUGGAUCUGUUCAGUAUCUUUAUGGGCUGUUACUGUGUGUAUGAAUUUGAUACACAAAAAACCUCAAGGCAUGCACCAGAAGCGCAGACUGUGCAAUUUGCAAUGUCACUCAGGUAAAAUCUGUUUCUCUUCUUGCAAAUAUAUCAGAGGCCAGUAUGUUGUGAAUGCUUAUGAUCGAACAUAUUAUUCUACUGCAUGAGUUUAGAGAGCACGCCUGACUGUCUCACAGCCUGUGAGUGUUAGAUCAACCAGAGAUGUCACUGACGCUAGCAGAUAAAAAAAAACUUUACAUUUUUUAUUGUUUCAAAUUUGAAUGCAACAAAUGACAAAGGUUCAAGUGGAAAUGUGUCACAGACUGUACUUUGCACAACUGAAAUGAUGAAGGCAUUGUAGCUGUGAGCCAAUAAACUUGUACCAUGUUUGAAAGGCGUCUUGUUCUGUGUGCAGCAUCUUAAUUCAACAUUUAACACGUGAUUCUCACCGAGCAGC
Epinephelus moara (kelp grouper) is the source of this 7353-nucleotide messenger RNA. RefSeq names its product solute carrier family 22 member 6-B. The record is from RefSeq and is a predicted model, not a curated record. The coding region runs from base 1127 to 2737 and encodes 536 amino acids. Gene Ontology annotation, cellular component: membrane. NCBI's taxonomy places the organism in Eukaryota, Metazoa, Chordata, Actinopteri, Perciformes, Serranidae. Gene Ontology annotation, biological process: transmembrane transport. Gene Ontology annotation, molecular function: transmembrane transporter activity. The transcript has 11 exons.